AUGCUCAAUCCUUCGGCCUAGGACAUGAGAGUUUGACGAACCACCAUUUUCAGUGUGUGUGGAUCAACAACCGAACUCCCUCGUCAGUCGUCUCGCAAAUCAAACCAUCGCCGGUGAAAGAGAGAGUGAAAUCAAAUGGCAGGAAGAUUGAGCAAAGUAGCUUCAACGAUACUAGGUGGAAACGGCGUCGUUUCCCGUUCUGUGGGUAACUCCCUCCGUCAACGUGCGGGCAUGGGCCUUCCCGUCGGCAAGCAUCUCGUCCCCAACAAACCGCUUUCGGUGAACGAUGAGUUGACAUGGGAUAACGGUACUCCAUUUCCCGAGCCUUGUAUCGAUCGGAUCGCCGACACUGUUGGCAAGUACGAAGCAUUAGCUUGGUUGUCCGGUGGACUGAGUUUCUUCGCUUUACUCGGAUUGGCCGCCGUCGUGAAUGAUAAGGCUUCUACAUAUCCCUUUACUCCAAAGGUUUAUCCAUAUGACAACUUGAGGGUAGAGCUUGGCGAAGAACCGUAGAUGGAUCUGUAUUGGGACAAUUGUAUCAAAUGUUAUUCAGCUACAUGGCCCUCAUUUUACAUUUUAUAUUUUAUUUCCGUUUGUAACUCUGGGGUUUUGAAAAUAAAUAUCUGACAUUGUUGUUAGUUCUGUUGUUUCUAAAAUUGGUAAGGGAUAUGGUUGGUACCUUUUAUGGUAAUGGUGAUGCUGCUUUUUUGUUGUAAAUGGCAACUAUAAAUCUGUAAUAAGUUUGUAGAUCUUGGGACUGCUUGCUCUAACAACCAAGUAUUGAUGUAGUGUUUAAUA
Messenger RNA from Spinacia oleracea (spinach), 798 nucleotides. RefSeq names its product NADH dehydrogenase [ubiquinone] 1 beta subcomplex subunit 8, mitochondrial. The record is from RefSeq and is a predicted model, not a curated record. The transcript is spliced from 4 exons. NCBI's taxonomy places the organism in Eukaryota, Viridiplantae, Streptophyta, Magnoliopsida, Caryophyllales, Amaranthaceae. Bases 136 to 513 code for a protein of 125 amino acids.